AUGUCACAAGAGCCAUAUCCAGAAGCCGACUCAACAGUAACCUUGUUACUCCUGGGCGAUGCGGGCUGUGGAAAGUCCAUAUUCUUAUCGCGCUUGAAGAGUGGCAAGAAGCCAGCGCCAUCACAACCAGGCACCACGCCGGAUAAUGCACUCGAGACCCUACGGGAUAGUGACCAGCCGUUCACUUAUGACAUCCGAUUUUCCAAAAAAGCCUUCACAUUGGAACUCUAUGAUACAUCCUGCCCUAACCAGCACUGGUCGACCCUCAGACCUGACGUUGUUGUUAUAGCGUUCGAUAUUUCAAACCGGGAGACACUGGCAGGUCUAAAGGAAUGGCGAAAUGAUAUAAUAAGAUAUUUCCAACAUGGUCGUGGGGAGCGUAUUCCCGUGAUGAUGCUUGGCUUGAAAAGAGACUUGAGGAAGGAGGGUGAGGGCAUCAUUUACCCGCAAGAGGCCUACCGCAUCGCACAGGAGCUGCGCUGUGAUAGAUAUGCAGAAUGCUCGGCUGUGACGGGGGAGCUGUUGCCGGAGACAUUUGAAGACCUUGCACGGCUUGCGGGAAUGUCAACUACGGACAAAGGUGGACAAACCGCUGGAGCCUGUAAUAUUUUAUAA
This is a messenger RNA of Penicillium longicatenatum, 615 nucleotides long. RefSeq lists its product as uncharacterized. Gene Ontology annotation, molecular function: GTPase activity; GTP binding. Lineage: Eukaryota; Fungi; Ascomycota; Eurotiomycetes; Eurotiales; Aspergillaceae. The record is from RefSeq and is a predicted model, not a curated record. The transcript has 4 exons. Bases 1 to 615 code for a protein of 204 amino acids.